AUGGGUACAUGCAAAAAUGAUUACUCUAAACUGCUUGCGGGUUUUGUUGCGGUGCCCAUCUCCCUGCUAGAUUUCGAUGCACGAGGCCAUUGCCCUCGGCAGGUGGAUCGGCGCAUCCAAUCUCGACUGCGCGAUGUGUUCGAGGUCAACUUCGAGCCUGGCAUCUCUGCCAACCAUGUGGACGGCAUCUUGAAUGAGAGGGAACUAUCGAAUAUCCUCUCUGAAGUUGGCGUCUCGGCACAGGAACUAAAGCAGACCCUUCACAGUGGGAUCUAUCCCCGCGUGGAACGAACUCGAAUAUGGUGCCCGCAUGGCCGUCACCGAAUUGAAACAGCGAUUGAUGUAUUCGGUGCUGAGUCAUGCUGGAUUGUGCAAUUGUAUUGCAUUCCCAAUAGCUUUACCAGUGAAGCCAGGAGGGCGAUCGUCCAGGGUCUGUCUGAGCGGUACAGCCCACAAUUUGCGCAUUCGGACGGUGAGGUCUUUUGCAAUGCACGGCGCCACCAUGCUAGCGAGCGACAGGUGCAGAGCUGGUCUGUCAGACUGACGCCGUGCAAGAGGAUCAGCCUGCGCAUGCUGUUGGGGGAGAAAUCGAGGAUGAAGAUGUAUCGGCAGAUCGGAGGGGCGACUGCCCCAGCAACUGUCCUAGAGGCUUUCGACAAACUCAUGGUCUUCCCAGGUCUUUGGGAGGGACUCCAGCUUGGCAACAUACAUAAACAUCUCGCUCUGCGCUGCAACGAGCAGAUUGUCGCGUACCUAGACCACAUCUACCGCGUGUGGGACCGGAUUGCGGGCGGUGAUCAGAGCGCGCGGCGCUACGUCGACAUCGAUACCGUCAGGCAUUUGCAGUCUCUCGCGCCCGAGGCAAGUACGGUCGACCGUGCAACCAUAUGCGAUCUUAUGGAUCAACGGCAAAUCUUUGCGGAGGCAUACGAUCCGGCUCUCCGAGAAGAGAUCAAGCAGCGGUUGCUUGGCCUGCGCACUGUCAUCCCCACCAUUCGAUCUUUCCAUGAGAACAUGAAGCUCCUCACGAUUCUGGUCAAGAUCCUGAGGCAAUAUUUGAUCCCACACAAACCGAAAUCACAAUUGAUCGCCGGGCUGGCCGAAGACUGGCAACCUCCCCAAACUUCGUUGGUCGAAGUGCAUGAAGGUAUUUUCCAUACCACCACGUCGCCUCCCUCAUUUUCGCUCGCUUGGCAGCAGAUGGUGUUGAUGGCGUUGCGAAAUUUCCCAAGCCUCUGCAAUGAGUCACCCAAGCAAGACGGGAAGGACUGCAUGCGCGCUAAUGUACAGCCAUCGUCCGUCAAUGCACUCUAUCAAAGUGCGAAGUUGCUGGGCUUUUCCAAUCGCAUCAUCGACGAGCAUGUUCACUCCUCUCUGCAUGAGCAAGACGGGCCAGCAGCGUCGGCGGUGAAUGAUGGUCCAAUGGAUGUCGAAGUCAAGAUUGCCAAAAGAAGACUGGGCAGGCCCCAUUCUCGCAUUUUUCGCCAGAUUCAGAGAAUUGCAUUCUUCCCGCAGCUGCACGCCGCUACGCCUACAAGGCCCACGGUUGCCUACAUCCACAAGGAUCUGCUUUCGGCGUUCAUAAGGCUGGCUUGUUUCGAGCCAUCCCACGAGCCUCGAGUCAUUUCCAUCUGGGGACGUUCACGAGAUGGUGCCGCGCAGCCUGCGCUACAACAGCCCACUAGUCCUCACAUCGAAGUCGAGGCAGUACAGGUCAUAGAUCUGGGCCAGCAUCGCGGGACCCAGACUGAUGGGGUCUAUCAAAUGCACACUGCUGCGGAAGAGGCGGCAGGCUCCCCCGAAAUUGAUGUUCGGCUAGACGCGGCGGCGCGGAGCGUUACUGAGCUGGAUGGCCAAGGAGUUGAAGUGAUGAACUCUUGGCAGCCAUCGUUCGACAGCCCAACUACCUCGCAGCAAGCGUUGACCCCUGCCGCGCGCAGCGACGACGACCGAUCGCUUUUGCAGACACCGACAAGUCGAACGCGCCCAAAUACUUCUGGUCUGUCGCGUUUCGGCAGCUCUCUGACAGGCGGACCAAUACUUGCCGACGCCACCAGCUGGAGUGUGGGAACCCAAAGUGAUGCGUCGCGGUCGUUGCUUCACACUCCCUUGCAUGAAGCGACCCCUCUCCCUAGGUAUUCAUCAAGAUCAUUGCUCAGCACCCCCCGCCCAUCACUUAGCGGCACUGUCCCUCCUGACGACAUACCCCUCAUCGGUGAUCAACCCAGGUCGUUGCUCCAGACUCCAGAACGCUUCUCGGUCGCGAGGUCAUCCUUGACGUCAGACUUAGACCACAUGCAAGGUAGGGAGGAAGUUGGAGGGAUAGUCGUGUCCGAACAUCCGAGCAUUUCCGAACCCACAUCACCUCUUCUGAGACCUCGAUCUGUCGAGUCCAUUGCCACUCUGAUGGAGGAUGAUGAGAUGCGAGAGCGAGAGAACCAUCCUGGAAACACCACGAGGGAGUGUACAUGA
This is a messenger RNA of Pestalotiopsis fici W106-1, 2472 nucleotides long. RefSeq lists its product as uncharacterized. Bases 1 to 2472 code for a protein of 823 amino acids. The transcript has 2 exons. The record is from RefSeq and is a predicted model, not a curated record. NCBI's taxonomy places the organism in Eukaryota, Fungi, Ascomycota, Sordariomycetes, Amphisphaeriales, Sporocadaceae.